Molecule: messenger RNA, 215 nt
Organism: Debaryomyces tyrocola
Lineage: Eukaryota; Fungi; Ascomycota; Pichiomycetes; Serinales; Debaryomycetaceae
Source: the annotation of a GenBank genome assembly
AUGCCAUGUAUGUACUUCUCUGGAGAAGAGAGUAAAGACAUAACAUAUGACGACCCCGAGAAUCAAUCUAUUAGAAUAACUCCAACAUUAUAUGCUAGGGUGUAAAAUAACAAUUAACAAAAUACAAGAAUCUUUUUGGAUGCUCACUUAUUAAGGAUUCGAAAUGAUGAAAAGGAGCAAAACAGCUCUUUAGAAAGAAUGGUGCCCAAAAGUGA